UUACGCCUCUGCGAAGGAAAGGGAAGGGUUCUGCGGAAGGCGAAGUUAGCUUUGGGGAAAUAAAGCACGAUAGAAACAUGUCUAAAUCAUCAUCAGCACGAGAAUUUAGAAAAGUGGAUGUUGAUAAAUUUGAUGAAGAUGUAUUCCAGGAUGAUCAAGCCGAAGAAGUGCAAGAUCAAGGACCGAGCGAAGGAGACAUUCAACAGUUACUCAUGUCUAAGAAAAAUAAUGAAGCACUGAAGUUAUUACUUGAACAAGCUCCUGCCGGCUCAAAAAAUAAGGAAAGAAAGGACAAAGCAUUUGAUCUGAUAAUAAGAGUCCUAACAGCCUACAAAUCAUCAGAGGUUGAGGCUGCAGCAAAAAGCCUCAAUUUUCAUGAGAUAGAUGUUCUGAUGAAAUACAUUUACAGGGGAUUUUCAGAACCAAGUGAUAGCUAUUGUGCAUCAUUGUUAACUUGGCAUGACAAGCUUGUUGCUCAUGGUGGACAUGGCAGCAUCAUUCGAGUACUUGCUGACCGGAAGACUGUCUGAAUGUCUUGGAAAAUAGACUUCCAAAAAUUAUAUUUCCAUAAAAAUUUUAUCUGGUAAAUGACUUUGGAAGACUUGAUUAUUAUGUAAAUUCAAAACCACAGGACACAUCAGUUUUUUAUAUUACCUGUUUUGUCAUUUGCAUUGUUUCAUUGUUUUGUUGGUAGCCCUGAAUAACCAUAUCCUUGAAAAAUUAAAAUGAAGGACUUGCAACAAAAGCAAAUGGAAUGAUUUCUAAUAUUUCUCACCUCUGUAAUGAAGAACAAGAAUUGUUCAUCUAAACCUUCUUUCAUAAUAAGCAUCACUGAAUUACAAUAUUUAUUAUAGGUUUCCUGAUGGUUGUACACAAGUUAGUCUAGGGACAUAAAUUAUGAUAUAUUAAGAGAAUUUGAUUACAACUUAGUUACAACUAAGAUGUUCUGUUCUCCACACCUAAAUCUUCAAAAAUUGCUCAACAUACCUGUGUAUGUAUCUCACUCCAGAAUUACACCAUCUGCCUUUUAACAACCAAAAGUAGCACAAAAAUCAUCAUCCUUUUGGUGGCCUUAGAUUUUACUGGUCUAGCAUUUUUGGACUUUCUUCAAAUUGAAAGAAUCAGAAGUAACUUUAACUGGACAUAAAAAAUCACAUACAAAUAUUUGUGUUACUUUCAAAAGCAAAAAUGAGUAUUCAAACAAGAAAAUAAAACAACAUUCCAAGUUCUAAUCAUUAAGCUGACAAACGUUGCAUUCAGCAGACUGCUUAUACAAUGAACAUUUUCUUGUUCAGUGGUUACUUGCCUGAUGAUUGUAAUAAACAUGAAACUCAGAGUAGCAACUUAGAACUGUCCUGUUCUUUACACCAAAUAGUGUGUAUAGCUCUGUCUAUAUGGUAUCAAGCAAUUUUCAUUUUUUAUAGAGAUUAAAUAAUUUUACACUAGGAGGUAUUUUAUUUUCAUGCAAGGCAGUAAACCGCCCAGAAAAGUGAGACAGCAUUUUUGUAGAAGCCUGAUAUUCAGCAUAAGAAUUAUGAGCAAGCCAGACAUUGCAACCACCCCCACCCAACCCUUGUAAUUGCAACCACAGUAAUAGGAACAAUAGAAAUAAUUAGCUGGAGAAAAAAUCUUAUGCAAUAAGUAUUAUAAUUUAGACAGGUAUGUAGACUUUUUUGUGGGGUAGAUCAAAGAAUGAUUAGUUGCGUUGUGAAUAUGACUUCAUGGUGAUCUGGA
This is a messenger RNA of Rhopilema esculentum, 1734 nucleotides long. Its product is annotated as actin-related protein 2/3 complex subunit 5-C. Gene Ontology annotation, biological process: Arp2/3 complex-mediated actin nucleation; regulation of actin filament polymerization. Gene Ontology annotation, cellular component: Arp2/3 protein complex; actin cytoskeleton. Lineage: Eukaryota; Metazoa; Cnidaria; Scyphozoa; Rhizostomeae; Rhizostomatidae. The record is from RefSeq and is a predicted model, not a curated record.